Bursaphelenchus xylophilus (pine wood nematode) is the source of this 5133-nucleotide messenger RNA. Lineage: Eukaryota; Metazoa; Nematoda; Chromadorea; Rhabditida; Aphelenchoididae. The record is from the annotation of a GenBank genome assembly.
AUGGCGCCGAUCAGUGGCACUCGAAUGAAAUGGAGGAGGUGGAAAUGGUUCAGGGUGAUCAUAUUUUUGUUGAUGGCCGUUGGGAAUGAUGCGAGAGGUAAGUCACGGAUUAAGACUUGUGUAUAUUGGGUGAAAACAAAACUUUUGCCGAAUUUUUCAAGGGCAAAAAUUGACUUGUGGCGGCCGGAAUAAAAAAAGCUUGUUUCCGAAAGAGCACGAUAAACUAGGAGUGUCGGCUAGACGGGAAAAGUUUAUCUGGCUCUCAUGGCCAGAUAAAUUUUUUUAGUUAGUCUGAGAGUCUAUAACAAACUCUUCAGUUGCUAGAAAUUUUUAUCGCAAUUUACAAACAACUUUUUUGUGAACCAUUUAUGGAAAAACUGCUGUCGUAUCCUGUGGUACUUCAAAUCUCUUUUCAGGCGCGGAUCAAAUGUUUGAACUGCAUCCAGAAUACAUUGAUCUGUUUCUUCAUCGAGCAACAACAGUGGCGCUGUUUGAGGUAAGUCAUCAAACAAUCUAAAAACCCUUUUUUUAGUAAUCAAAAUUCAAGCCUCCGUAAAACGAAUCGCAAAAGUCAAAAAAAGUUUUUUGUAUAGGCGUUUCAUUUUACGGAGGUUUAUUUUGGCCUAAUAUGUAUUGAUUCCUGUGGCUUCUAGAGUCGUUCUUUAGAGGCAUAUCUUUUUGUUCAUGAGUUUAUUGCACAGGGGUUUUACUGAACAGACAAUAACGACUUGUGAUUUCCAGGCCAAGGCCAGAAAAGAGCUCCGGAAGCUCUCAAACUCUGAAGAAGUCAUUUUCAAGGAGUGCGCGUCUUCUGCAAAAACAGUUUUGGCCAUGGCCAAGUGUGUGAAUCGAGUUUUGGACACCAGAGACAAGAUGAAUGCGGAUAUUGUAGAGGAUAUUCCAGCAGAUAAUAAUUGUGAUUUUGAUCAUAGCGAUGGAAAUUGGGUUAUGGGACUGAUGAGGACUAUAUACAGGACAUUUGGAUGUCCAAAUAAGGAGAAUGAAGAGGAAAAGAAGAAGAAAAAAGAGUUCACAAUGAAGAUUGGUGGGUUUUAAAAUACGUUGUGUAGCAUUGUUUUUUCUUGAAAAAAAUGCAUUUAAAAAAUUGUUUAUGUCCAAUUUCAUACUUCCAAACUUUCAGACAUCAAAAAAGCCAACCACACCACGUCGGAAUCCCUUUUUCCAAAGCCCGCACAACGCAUAAUCCACACACUGUAUCCGGCGAGACUUCGAUACAAUCGAACUUCUCGACUCGAUGCUCUCAGACGUCGAGUUUUUCAGUUUGGCCCUCAUCAACGAACAAUCAAGUUCAACAAUCCAGAGCCAGAGGUUCAAGGGAAAGAAAGGAGUCGCUGGGAGCGAAGGCGACCGAAAUUGGACAUCAAAAGGCUGAGGAAAAGGGAGACAAGUGAGUUAUUUUUGUAUGUCAAAUCGGGGCUAAGGUAGUACAACCCCCCAGUCCAGUUUAGCCCCCCAUAACCCAGUACAACCCCCCUCGUCCAUUCUGAACCCCAAAAUUUAUUUCAAAGAAUUAAUCCAAGUUGUAUGGUCCAGCACAAGCCCCCUACGUUUCAGGUCAAACCCCCAACGUAGUAGAUCAAACCCCCUCUUACAUUUUUUGUAUUAUUCUAACUUGUUCAUUAUGUGGGGCACAUCAACCACAAAAAAAAAAGUUUCAAAUCGGGAAAACUGUUUGCAUAACUUUGUUAGGGUGCCCAAGGGUAGCUCAAAUUAAAAAUUGGAAACGAGUCGGACUGACCAAAAAAUAGUAGUAGUAGUAGAUUUGAAAACCUUAUUUUAGACAUCUUUUGCUACUAAAUCGUUUCGUAACGAAGCAAUUGCCUAAAUUCUUUUUUCUAUGAGCAUAAUUAGAGUAUUUUUAGAGAACAAUAAGCAACCCUGUGUCAUAUACUAGCUUACUCACUCAAAAUUCCAAAAAAAGUGAUAUUUAGGUGACUAAAAUAAUAUUUUAAAAAUCUGUAAAUUUUGACUCAGCUAGGUCCACUAUGAUCUAAAAAGACAAUAAGAGCAUAAUUAGUGGCAUCCGCACCAGUUUAGAAGCUGUUCUAAGAACCUUGUUUUAGGUGAUAUUGGCCAUUUUUGAAAUUGGCGCAGCGAAGUUGAAACCAACUCCAAAAGCUCAGUAUAGCCUUAGAAAGCCAUCUCAAUUUACAUAGAUAAUUUUAAAACUUUGACUUCAGUCAUAAACUUUCAUUAUUUUUGGUAUAAGAUCAGGUAUGCUACUAUAAGGUAAAACUUUUUUUCGACCUAAGAGUUAAAAUUUUUGCAGUUAAUCUCCCUUAACAGGAUGUUAUGAGAUAAUAUAGUUAAUUAAUUAGACUAUUUAACGCUGUCGGACAUUAAAAGCUGCCCAAAGUAAUAUAAUCCAUAAGGUAAAAAAGCUUAAAAUCGCAUCUACUUUUUUAUUAUCUGUCCGAUUUGCUUCAAACUUCGCAUACUACCUUAGAAUGCAAUAUUCUGAAGAUCGUUGCAAUCACUUUCCGUGUUUCAAUCGUUUUAGACAAGUUAUUCUGCCGCAAAGUUUGCAAAAAUUCGAUUUUCUCCGGCCGUUUGUCGCUAACCUGGUGGCCGAAGAACGCCAAAAUCUAUUAAUUUAAAAAAUAUGGGUCCUUGGCAAUGUUUUAAUCGCAGGUUCAUGUUAUUUUGUUCAUUACCCACUGCACAGUAAGCUAAAACAUUAGAGACUCUUAAAAAACCGAAUGCCAAAAAUCUUGGCAUUCUGUUUGUGGUUGAUGUGUGGGGUGUGAAGCGGACAAAACAGUGGGGGUUUGAACUACCGUUCGUGGGGGGCUGAACUACCGAAGCCCCGUCAAAUCUUAUGUAAUAAAACAAUGUAUAAAAACAAUAAAUUUUUAAGGUAAACCGCAAAUCCAAAAUGUCAGCAAACGAUGUGAAAUCCCGAAAAAUGUGGCCUUGUUGAGGAAUGUUCAGUCAUAUUUCGAUAAGAUGAAUCACGUCAUCCGAUUUACUUAUAGGAUGGGGAAAUCAAAUGAAAAGUAAGCUUACUUGGAUUCUCAAAAAUCUUGAUAUAGAACUGAAGCCCUCCGCAAAAAUGCUUUCAAAUUUUUUAAGCGAAAGAUUGCUACAAAAUAAGUGUCCUACAACCAGAUAUCUUUUCAGAUUUUUCAAAGAGAUGAACGACAAUGUUGCCUUUCAAAAUCGCCCUCCGAAUGGGAAAUCGCCCUACGAGGAGAUGCAAAAAAUGAUGCAGCAAAUUGAAGAAUUUGAUGACAAAGGAGUGAUCUCCAUUUUAUCUCCAAAACUCUUCAAUUUAAUGCCAGAUCAACAGGAUCCGGAGUCCAAACGAUACAUGUCUCCCAACAUGUUGAGCUUCCAAGACGAGGGGAUGUUACCGUUGCCAAGACUGUUUAAGGCAAGUUUUAAAGAGGGUAAAAUACGCUUCUUUACAUCAAAAUACGUCAAGGAUGAAAUUUUCCACAGAAAAAUUAUUUUUUGUUGUAAAUGAAUAUGAAUACACACGAAAGAAUACGCCAUAAGAAGUUCUUGACUUGCGGCGUAUAGCUUCUCAUCUCGAUUUAAUAUUUUUUGAGUUCUGCGAGAAAAAAUUCUUUUCGGAGAUCUUAUCGAGAAAUUUGCGAAUUUUAAGAAAUUACUUUGUCUAUAAUACUAACAAAAAAUUAUCAAAUAGCAACAAAAAAUCAACAAAAAAAUCACCGCUAUCAAAAAAAUUUUUUUGUCUAGUAGUACAAGUUUUUUAAUCAAAAAAACUUUUAGCUCAGCAACACUGAUGAAUGUGAAACCCUAAAAUGGCUCGACCUCCUCCUUGAUUUUACCGGCGGCACGAAAAUGUUGAACGGCCAUGUCCAACGGCUUGGGGAGCAUAUGAAAACAGUCGACGAAAUCCUCUACCCCAGGCUGUUGGAGACUGAGAAGAUGGAGAAACAUUACGAUAAAGUGCAUUCCAUGUCGUCGGAAGAGCAACGAAGGCAAAUGAAAAAGUUUGGGUAUGCACCGUUGAAUGCGAAACAACUGGAGAUGAUGUAUGGCGAUAAAGGUGGGUGAGAGAAAAAAGCUGAAAACGGUGUUUAUAAGGCCUUCUGAUCAAGGAUUUUUCGAAUUUUCUUCUGAUUUUAUCAAUGUAAUUUACCUAGAAUACUUAUCAACAUCUAAAAAAAUUUAGCUAUACAUAAAAAAGCAUGGUUUAUACAUCCUCAAAAAAUACAAAAAAUCUUUUUUUCCAGGAGUUCUCCCCGCCUACAAUGUGGAUGUAAAAUCUCAUAUGGAGGAUCCAGACGCGGCUCUCGAGAAGACAAUUCGCAAACUCUCAAGUUUGACGCCGGAAGAAAUUGCGGAGGUCGAAAGAUACCAAAAAGACGAAUCCACGAUAAAAGUCGGCAAAAUGGACGAAAAAACAGAUAUGCCGUUUCGAACACGACGCCAGGCUCCAGCCCCACCGAGAAGGCCGUCAUUUUUUGAUUUUCGAGAUUUGGAUCCAUUUGCGUUCACCCAACGGAUCUCAAAUCCCAAUAUUUUGGGACAUUAUGUCAUCUCACCGUACGCAUUUUAUUUGCAAGUCUUCUCACCAACGUUGUUGAACGUAAGUGGCGAUUUUUGGAACAUUGGCGAUUAUUUUGACAUUUUUUUGCCUACCAAGUUUUUUGCUUGGCCAUUUCGAAAGGUUUUCUUUCGGCCGGCAUAGUUUAUUUUUGUAGAGAGCUUUUGCUAUGUAUAAUAAUACUUAUGCUUCCAUUUCAGAUGGAAAUCAUCAAUCCCCGUGCAUUUAUUGCGACCAUUUUCUCGCCGGUUGUGUUGGUCCUUCGAGUCCUGUCGCCCUCCGCCUUCCGCCUUAUGUUGUUCUCUCCACUGAUGUUAAUCGCCUGGAUUAUGGUCCCAGAAGCAUUUUUGGCCAAGAUCUUCUCUCCCAAGCUGUUGGAUGCCCGUAUUUUGUCGCCGGAAUCCUUCUCGGCGAUUGUGUUGUCUCCUGGAGCGGGAGUAAUGCGUAUAGCGUCGCCGAAUGCAAUGAAUGUGUUGGUAUUGUCACCCUCGAUAUUCACUUAUGGUCUCUGGUCGGGUAAUCGGUAUGUGGUGCAGGUGUUGUCUCCCGGUUUGGUGGGUGUGGAUCAGCAUCCAUUACUGAAGCCGGAACCAUAG